AGUCAAGCUACAUGGUGAGAGCGAGGUACGGCCCGCAUCCCUUCAUCUCCCUUCCGACAUGCGUGGUUUGCACUCGCGCCGGGCAGACGCCCGACCUGGGCCACGGCCGGCAGAGUAAUCUCCCGGCGCCGUGCCAGAGAUCGUCUCUCCACAGCCAAAGGCGGUUACAUUUUCUGGCAACCCAACUUAUACCUCUGCGUCAUGAAGUCUUCCAACACCUUCGGCACCGAACAGUAGUAACAUAUCAGCUGUGUUCAGACCAGACAAUCCAACAUGUCACAAGUCCCAACAGCUGUUCAUCCACAUGCCCAAUCUGAUUGUUGGGUUGGGUGCUCCUCGGUCUGCGUACCAUUGCGGGCAGGUUUCAACAUGCCAUUCUUUGAUGUUCGGAGUUGGUGCGACCGCCAUGGGAUUCUGACUAGGUGCCUCCAGUCUGCAUCGACACCCCUCGCCCUGUCUGAAGCUUCUCGGCCCAUGGGCGCUAGCCGGGAUGGGUCGUCCGAUAUUAGGGAACAAGCGUAGCUCACAACUUCCAUGACAGGCAGGUGUGGUCAUAGCAGCACAUGUACAGUAACCACCAGAGAAGGAUUCCGUAACCGUCGAGAUGUAGUGAUGCUGGCGUCGUUGAGAACCUCCAUGGGCACUCCUCCCUACACCUACCCCUGUCAUGAGCCCCUCCACCCCUCCAACCCAUGAUUCCCCACUCCACCCCGCCUUUAAUCCACACCUCCCUUGUCCAUAUCACGAACGUUAUCCUAUCCUACACCUGCGAAGUGGACUUCGAUCAAAGAACUGUUGAGGAACAAGUUAUACCCAUCGUUUUAGACAGAAUACCAAAGCAACAAGCGGUUCGGUCCCAUUCCAAGUAGCCGCUCAUUUCCCGAGGGGCCGCUUUCAUGUUGAACCCCUGACGAAAGACAUCAAGAUUAAGAUUGACAGCGUAGAAUUGAAGCUGUUGGAGCAGCCUACCUAUCUAGCUGCCCACUUAGCUAUAUAAAGCCCAAGACAUGGGACUUCCUGGCCGCUCUGGGUUCUCUCCAUGUUGGACGUGAGAUGUCUACCUAAUAAGACCUGAGCACACGAAACGACCCAACCUGUCUGUGUCUUGUCUUUCUAAUACGGAGACAUUACUCACGACUUUGCCGCUUCGCCCACCACCUUGCGACACAUCGUCUCAACUUCCCUUAUUCUUGUUGUCAGGUACUUCAGGUUGCCGGCAGUGAUUCCUGGAUGCCGGUCACUGGUUGCCAGUAGAUCUCCCCAUCUCCACCGGUAGCGCUCCAGACAACAAGCGCAAAAUACCACCCGAUUUUGCUGCCUUCCAACUCGCUGGGACAGCUUCCAUUAGCGCGCUACCGGCUCCACAGCUGCACAAACGCGCAGGGCUACCCACCGCAUCACUCAGCGGGCAUUCAAGAGUCCCCGCCGCCGCCGCCUUCUUCCGCUAUUGCCUCCCUUCGCCGUCACUGGAAGUCGGUCACUUGGUCUAACCUGGAAGUUCCCACCUUGCAGACGGAGCCAGGCAGGUAAAAGCACGCGCAGGUCAUCUUGGUCGCCGCCCCCACCAAUUCCUCCGGUCCACCUACCGCCCCGCAACAGCCUACCUACUCUCUGUCUGUCUCUUCUUCAUCAAGACAUCCCACACACUCUCUCUCGAAGCAGCCUGGAACUGCCUGAGCACUAAGUGUCACGACCCCAUAUUCUUUGACCAGUCGAAUGCUUGUUAGCCUCCUGCUCACAAGCCACCAACAAGACCUGCUGUCAUCGUUUCUGUCUGGCUACGCCCAAAGGUAACACAAGUCUUAUAAUUCAGCACAUCACAGCAUGGCCAACUCCGAGGAAACGCCGCCGCCUUCCAAAAUCGAGGUUGAGGUGGUGACCGAGAACCUCGAGACCCCCGAGCUGGAUGAUCGUUCAUACCGUGUCAUCCGUCUGCCCAACGGCUUGGAGGCUCUUCUGGUUCACGACCCCACCACUGACAAGGCCGCGGCCGCGGUUGAUGUCAACGUUGGGAGCCACAGUGACGAGGAUGAUAUGCCAGGAAUGGCCCAUGCCGUUGAACAUCUUCUAUUCAUGGGGACCAAGAAAUUCCCUGUCGAGAAUGCCUAUCAUCAGUACAUGUCAAACCAUUCUGGGCUCACCAAUGCCUUCACGGCGACAACCUCAACCAACUACCACUUUGAGGUCUCUGCCAAGCCCAGCAACGAUGAAGAGCCAUCUGCCAACAAUCCCUCACCACUGCUGGGAGCGCUGGAUCGCUUUGCCCAGUUCUUCAUCGAGCCACUGUUCUUGGAGAACACUCUGGAUCGUGAACUGAGGGCCGUUGAUUCAGAAAACAAGAAGAAUCUCCAGAGUGACAACUGGCGUCUGCAUCAACUCAAAAAGACUCUCUCCAACCCGAAACACCCCCACCACCACUUCUCUACCGGCAACCUUGAGACGCUCAAGACCAUCCCCGAGGCAAAGGGUAUCAACGUGCGAGACAAGUUUAUUGAGUUCUAUGAGAAACAUUAUUCUGCCAACCGCAUGAAGCUUUGCGUCUUGGGAAGGGAGCCCCUGGAUGUUUUGCAGGCUUGGGUGGCCGAGUAUUUCUCUCCCAUCAAGAACAAGAACCUGCCACGCAACAGAUGGGAAGAUGAGGUUCCGUUCACAAAGGAUCACUUGGGAGUCCAAAUCUUCGCCAAGCCUGUGAUGGAUACUAGAGAAAUUACUCUGAGCUUCCCCUUCAUGGAGCAAGAGAAUCUUUACGAGACGCAGCCUGGUGGAUACAUUAGCCAUCUCAUCGGCCACGAGGGCCCUGGCAGCAUUAUGUCCUAUGUCAAGUCCAAGGGAUGGGCCAACGGUCUGGGCGCCGGGCCAAGUAACAUUUGCCCCGGGUCUCCGGACCUGUUCGACAUCGGGAUCACCUUGACAGAGGAGGGACUGAAAAACUACAAGGAGAUCGUGAAGGUCGUGUUUGAGUACAUCGCCCUUCUGCGAGAGACGGAGCCGCAGCAGUGGAUCUUUGAUGAGCAAAAAGGCAUGGCAGAUGUCAAUUUCAGGUUCAUGGAGAAGUCUCGAGCUUAUCGGUUUGCAAGUUCCGUCAGCCAAAGGAUGCAAAAGCCAAUCCCCCGCGAACAUCUGGUGUCUGGGUAUUCCAAACUUCGCAGAUUCGACCCGAAGUUGAUCAAGCAGGCUUUGGGCUGGCUACGACCCGACAACUUCUUUCUCGUUGUCACCUCACGGAAUCCCCCUGUUACGUUGGACAAAAAGGAGAAAUGGUAUGGGACGGAGUACACCGUCCAACCAAUUCCGGAGACUCUGAUGAAAGAGGUCCAGGCGGCAGCUACUAGCACACCUGACAACCGAAAAGCGAAGCUUCAUCUCCCCCACAAGAACCAGUUCAUCCCAACAAAGCUAGACGUGGAGAAGAAGGAAGUCAAAGAACCUGCCAUCGCCCCGCGGAUUAUCCGCAACGACUCUAUGGUCCGGACCUGGUACAAGAAGGACGAUACGUUCUGGGUCCCGAAAGCAAGUAUAAUGGUUAGCUGCCGGACACCAAUCACCUCACUGGCGUCUAUGCGGGCAGCAGGCCGUCUUUUCACAGAUUCGAUCAAGGACGCGCUCGAGGAAUACUCAUAUGAUGCCGAACUUGCUGGUGUUGAAUAUUCUGUGAUCUGCGAGGAGCGGGGAAUGUAUAUUGAGGUCUCUGGCUACAACGAUAAGCUUUCGGUGCUCCUAGAACAGGUUCUGGUCACCAUGCGCGACCUCGAUAUCCGCGAUGAUCGAUUCGCCAUCAUCAAGGAACGCACGAUCCGGUCAUACCGAAACUGGGAGCUUUCAGCACCAUGGACACAGAUUGGUGGAUACAUGAGCUGGCUGACGACAGACCACUACAAUACCAUCCUGGAUAUCGCAGAGGAGCUUCCUGCCGUGACAGCUGAUGCGGUGCGAUCUUUCAAGAGGGAAUUCUUGGCCCAGAUGCACAUGGAAGUCUUGGUUCACGGCAACUUUUAUAAGGAGGACGCACUGAAGCUGACCGACAUGAUCGAAAAGACGCUCAAGCCACGGCCAUUCCCUCCAUCUCAGUGGCGUUCGCCUCGCGGGCUGGUGUUUUCUCCAGGGUCAAACUACGUCUGGAAGAAAACGCUCAAGGACCCCGCGAACGUGAACCACUCGAUCCACUACAUGCUCUACACAGGUGCCAAGAUUGAUCGUCCUCAGAGGGCAAGGACAGCUCUUUUGGACCAGAUCAUGCAUGAGCCUUGUUUCGACCAGCUUCGCACCAAGGAACAGCUCGGAUACAUCGUUUACUGUGGCUCUUGGAGCAAUGUGACAACGUUUGGUGUCUACUUCAUCAUUCAAAGUGAGAAGACGGCCCCCUAUCUUGAGACCCGGAUCGAAAAGUUCCUGGAGGACAUGGGGAAGAGACUCGAGGAUAUGAGUGAGGAGGAUUUCGAGAAGAACAAGCGAAGUUUGAUUGAAAGGACGCUUGAGAAGGCCAAGUCGCUGGAGGGAGAGAGCAACCGGCACUGGCAGGCCAUUGAGUCUGAAUACUACAUGUUCAACAACCGACAGUUGAUGGUGGAGAAUCUGAAGCCACUGACAAAGGCUGAUAUGAUUGAGUUUUUCAACCACUACAUCAACCCUUCGUCCCCUUCGCGGGCGAAGGUUGCAGCUUAUCUGGAGGCCCAGGCCAAGAGCGAUGUGACAACGAAGCAAAUUACGGAUCUCAUCAAGACGCUCGAUCUCGAUGGAAGUACCGCUGCCCAGGCUGCCACUGACCUGCAGUCUCGCCUGAGUGCGGCUGGCCAUGACGAGGAAAAGGAGGUCGAAGGCCUUGUCGACUACCUCCAAGGCCUCGGGGCACCAGACGGCAAGGUAAAGGCUGCGUCUGACGUGUGGAGAAGAUUACACUCUGAGCAUGGACCCGGCAGCGGAGUUGUCAAGGACGCAGAGCCACCAUCAUCCAAUGGGACGACACCCACCCUCAUCAAGGAUAGCUGCCAUAAGCAGCUCACAGUCACCACGUCUUCUUCAAAGAAAAGAAGAGUGACUCGCCAGUCGAGCAGGGAGCACGAGCCCAACGACGUAGUGCUGCUCUCCACUGAAGAAAUCGAUCCGACCUUCUCAUUUUCAGAAGCCGCAGGCAUCCCGACUAUAGACACUCCCACCUACGUUCGCCACGGCGACUCGCUGCCACCAUCGGGUGUCCCACCACGUUUGCAAACCCAGUGCAGUUCGGUACCUGACUCGCCCUCUGCUGCGAGCUCCCCGUGCGCUUCAGCCGACCUUUCAGUGGACUUUGACCGGGGCGCAGAGUUUGCCGACUCUGCCUCAAGUCUACGGCCAACAGACUGGACCCUUCCAGGUAGCCAGUCGACUUCAUUCUACAAUACAGCUCACCGUGCUCUCAUGGGGGGUGCUCCCGAUCUUCCCCAGCGGUCCUCGUCCCCGCUCAAGCGACCUGCCUCCAGCAUGGAGCCCGAAACGGACAGUACAAACCUGAAAGAGGAUGUGGUUAUGGGAACCGAGAAUGAAUCUGCUGCAAAGGCCAAAGAGGGCAAGGAUGAAGUGAUGGAUGGGGCUCCAUCAAGCCCAAAGCAGUCCACCACAGAGUCAAAUGGGCUUCCUCUACGGAACGAUAUUCCUCCGCUCGAUCAGCAAAUCAAAACCAUCGAGACUCUCGUCAAGGCGUUUGCUGAGACUCCCAUCCAGGAGGGUGACGAGGCGUACCUAGUGUCAAGGAAAUGGCUUCAACGGGCCCAGGCCUUUGGGCUGGAUAGCAAACAUGUCAGCAAAGAGGUGCCAGAAGGGUCCCUUGGUCCAGUGGACAAUUCGGACAUCAUUGAGACCAAGUUCACAGACUCCAAUGGAGUAGAGUGUGUCAAACUGAAGCCAGGCUUGGGAACGGAGAGUUUCGAGCUGUUCCCCAAAGAUGCCUGGGAUCUCUUGCUCUUCUGGUACGGGCUGGCUCCUGGACAAGCUCCGAUUAUCCGGCUUGCACACAACACGGCCCCCGAUGCGGUUUCGGAUCCCGUUAUUCAGUUCGAGUUCCACCCUCCUGUGUUUACUAUACACAGAUUGUGGUCGGCCACGAGCCCGAUUCCUAUAGAGCAGGAAAUCAAGCUCAAGAAGCCACCCCCUCCCAUUGUGGUUCAGAGUACGUCCUUCAGCUAUCACAAGUUCCUUAGACGAGUCAAGGAGCUUGCUAGUGUGGCACCGGACCGCAAGGUGCGCGUAUGGCGAGUUCUGCAGACCAUCCCCGCCACGGAAACCCCAGCCUCUGAGCCCUCAAAAUCCUUUGGGAUGAUGAAGACUCCUCCGGACUCUCCAGUUCAAGAGGUUGGCGUUCCCGAUGGAUUUCCUGCCGUCCCCGGGGCUUGGCCUGAGAUGCUUGUUGAUGUGGUAACUUUUGGGCAGUUGGAGAAGGGUGUCCAACGCGCCCUUGUUGAGGCACAGGACACAACUGUCCAUGCCAACUACAACGGCAAGAGGAGCCUGUCGCUGGUAGGCCUCAAUGUCGAUCAAACCCUUGUUCUGGACGAAGAAGUGGAGCGUCAGGACUGGGUGUCUACAUAUAGCGGUUCCAACGGCAAGAAUUUGACAACUAGGAAUAGCUCAACCGCUGUCGUUCAGGCCCGGGCCAACGUCAGCGGACGUAGCAGCCCCGCGCUUUCGGCACCUCUCACCAGAGGCCGCGCCCAGCAAAAGUCGGGGCGGACCCACGGCUGUGUAGGACUCCAGAACUUGGGCAACACGUGCUACAUGAACUCUGCUCUUCAGUGUCUGCGUGCCGUCGAGGAACUCACAAAGUAUUUCCUCACUCAUGAAGCGAAAAAGGAGAUCAACACCGACAAUCCUCUCGCCCAUGGUGGAGAUGUUGCCCUCUCCUACGGACGGCUGCUUGAAGAAAUCUACAAGGAUCCCACACCAAACUCGGUUGCACCACGCCAAUUCAAGAGCGUUAUCGGUCGGUAUGCUCCUGCCUUCUCGGGAUAUGGCCAGCAGGAUUCGCAAGAGUUCCUUGGCUGGCUUCUCGACGGUCUCCAAGAGGAUCUCAAUCGCAUCCUCAGGAAGCCGUACAUUGAGAAGCCCGACUCUACCGACGAGAUGAUCAACAACCCUGCAGCGAUUCGGGAGAUGGCCCUCCAGGUUUGGGACAUUACGAAGCGGAGAGAUGACUCGGUCAUCUCUGAUCUGUUCACCGGUUUGUACAAGUCUACUCUUGUGUGUCCCGAAUGCAACAAGAUCAGCAUCACGUUCGACCCUUUCACCAACCUGACCCUUCCCCUCCCCAUGGCAAACUCGUGGUCCAGAGAGAUCAGGUUCUAUCCGCUGAAUGAUGCACCCGUCAACAUUGUCGUUGAUAUCGACAAGAACAGCAGCAUCAGGGGAUUGAAGCAGUUCAUUUCGCAGCGUGUCGGGGUACCUGUCGACCGUCUCAUGGCUUCCGAGGAAUUCUCGGGCAAAUUUUUCAAGCACUAUGAUGACAUGGCGACUGUCUCUGACGACAUCUCUAGCAACGAUAUCGUCGUUGUUCAUGAGCUCGAGGCUCCCCCCUCAAACCUGGCCUUGACCAAAGACCCAAAGAAGCAAAAGAUCAAGUCUCUUUUGGCUGACAAUGAUGAGGAAGACUUGGAGGAUCCUAUGGUACAAAGCAUGGUUGUUCCUGUCUUGCACAUGUGUUCACAGGGCAAAGCCAAGCGCAAGAAGAGCGUUCUGGUGCCGCCGCACUUUAUUGUGCUGAACCCAGAGGAGGCAUGCAGCGAAGACAUCAUCCGGCGGAAAAUCUUGGAGAAGGUGGCGACGUUUACCACACAUCCUGAACUUGCUGCGGUGGAGGAAACCGACGCAGGUGAUAAUAUUGAUCCGGAGAUGGCCAAUGUGGCCUCGGAUGUUGAUUCUUCAGGCGACUCCAAGAUAGUAGCGAAGUCGGUUGAAGGUGAAGAAGACAUUGUCGACGUCACCAUGGCUGAUGCAAACGAUGCGCCCAAGCCAGCAGCGUCCAGCGGGGCUGAACAAUCCUCACAGGCGCUGAAGGCAUUCAAGUCACAGCGGCCCAAGUGGAUAGACCCCGAAGAGUUCCUCGCGCCGCAGUUCCAGAACCUGUUUGAUCUCAGCUUCUUCUCGGAAGGCACUAUCACCAUACCUACUGGGUGGCAGUCUGUGACCGAGGGGAAUGCGUACCCGAGACUCAGCACCAGGCAGCCAAAGCCGAUAAUGUCGGAUGUCGAGAUGCAGAGCCCCGGAGCUUGGGCCAACUCUGAUGCUAGCGGCAGCGACGAAGUGAACGAGGUCACUCGCAUGGCAGAGGAAUCCAGCGAUGAUGACUCGGAUUUCCCUCAUCAAGUCCAGGACCUCCAGUCACGAGCGAUUGAACCGCCAUCCCACCAAGUGAACGCUCGCGGUGGUAAGAAGAAGAUGAAGGCUCGCCAACAGCAGAUGUAUGGCAAGAAGGCCAAGAAGCGGUUCGAAAAGCAACAGAAGGGCCGCAUGCAGAAGCAACACGCAAGCCGGCGUGAUACCGGUCCCAUUGAAGGUCCCCUGGUCCGUCUAGGUGAAGGUAUCAUCGUGGACUGGAACGAGGAGGCCUGGGAGGCUCUCUUUGACGGCCAGCCAGGAGAGUCAGUGCGCGGCUGCAAGACCUUUGAGAAUGUAGACACUCUGGUGGACCCUGCCCUUGAAGCCAAGAAGAAGCAAAGAGCUCUGCGUGCGAAGCAUGGCAUUACACUUGAGGAUUGCCUGAACGAGUUUGAGAAGGAGGAAAUCCUGUCAGAGCAGGAUACGUGGUACUGCCCACGCUGCAAAGAGCAUCGACGGGCUAGCAAGAAGUUCGAUCUUUGGAAGACACCAGACAUUCUAGUCGUCCACCUCAAGCGUUUCAGUUCUGUUGGAUACCGCAGGGAAAAGCUCGACAUUCUGGUUGACUUUCCAGUGGAAGGACUCGAUCUGACUUCUCGGGUCAUCGACAAGGAGGACGGGAAACAAGAGAUUUACAACCUCAUUGCCGUUGAUGACCACUGGGGUGGUUUGGGUGGUGGUCAUUAUACUGCCAAAGCCAAGAACUUCAACGAUGGCUCCUGGUAUGAGUAUAACGACACGGGUGUGAGUAAGUGCAGCGAUUCUCAAAAGGUUGUCAGUGCUGCUGCGUACCUUCUCUUCUACAGAAGACGCUCUGAAACACCGCUGGGCGGACCCAGGUUUCAGGAGAUCUUCGACAAGUAUGACAGCCAGAUUGCCUCCGCCGAUCAAGACAUGUCCGACUCGGGGGAAGGGCAGCGUCUCGGCCUAAGCUCCUCCCUUCGUGGAUCGCCGAGCGCUUCGACCGGAGCAGGUCUAACUCUCCCUCGAGGAAAACGUGGUUUGGUUAGCGACGACUCUGACCGCGCGGGACAGGCCCUUGUCCCUGCUGACCCUGAACUGCCAUCCUAUCAGGCAAGCGUGGGGAAUGGUGAUGAGGAUACCGAGAUGGGCGCUGCGCUGUGGGAUCAAUCCACGUUGCACAACAGCAUUGAGGGUGAUGAGGAUGAGGGCAUCGGCCUUCCCGACUACGACAAUGGCGGUAUGGCCGGCAUGACUUCGGUUAUUGGUUCGAACUGGAAUUUCCAGAACAUCAAGCCUGGCUCGGUGGCGUCUGACGGGGACAUUGCUAGCGAUAUUGCGCAGAACGACAACUCGUCCAACGACGACGGCUUUGCGGCCGGGGACGAGAUGGAUGAAGUCUUCAUGAGUGGUCCAUCACUGGAAUUUAUUGAGCAUGAGCCGACAUUUCCCGAAGAAGAGAUCCCAGCGCCUCCCGCCGAAGCACAGAACCUGUUUGAUCAGAUAGCCGAGGACAAAUGGGCACAGCAGCAGAUUCACACCGUACCUGCCGAUAUUGCCGAUGAUCAUGCCAGCGACAAGGUUGCUGAGAUACGGGUUGGUGACGGAGGCGAGGACCAACAGGCUCAGGUGCAAAAACCGAGUGCUUAGGAUUCAGCUCGGUCGUCAGGAGGUGUAGAGCCAGAGCUGGCCUAGUAUACCCCUCGGCCGUACAAGCCUUCUGGUAACCCACCCGAAGCGCAUCCGGGUACCGAUGUCAAGGAGGGUCUGGAUAAUCUUUUGGACUGGGUAGACGGAAACACGCAAAGCACUUAGGAAAUGUCGGACCGGGUGAAUUUUGACCAUGAAGAGUCGGUCACCACCACCAGUGUUAAACAACCUGUACAAAUCAAGACGCCUCCGGUUAUCGCAUCGCCCAACCCUACACGACUUCCCAUCCCGACCUUUUCAUUUGCAGGUAUAAAGCCCCAGUCGGCGAAGUCAAACUAUGGAGCCUUACGUCGUGUAACAGUCAAGAAUCUCUCAGCCUCCUCUACAUUGCUUAAACGGCCACAGGGUUGUUCUGCUCAUAUAAGUACACUUGGGCGUAUCAAGCUGCCUCCGCUUGAUCGGCAGCCUGGCCAUUCAAGAAAUACAUUCCCCAGACUUUCACAACUUCCCACUCCUGGCGCAUCUCUUAGGGGUGUCAAACUGCCUUCGCUUACAGAACUUGGACUUUUGAAAAUCACAUUACCGGGGCUUCCGGAACUUCCUUACACUUCAUCUGCAGGUACCAAGCCGCCUCGGCCUAGGCGGGAGAUUGACCCUUUGGAGGUUAUGAUACCCAAGUUUGCGCGUCUUUCUGGUCAUGUUAUAGGGAGGAACCCGUCUCUGUUGAGGAAUGACGUCGGAUUCUCGCAGUCGAACCAGAGUUCAUCCCCGAAAAGAAAAAGAAAAAGAGAGGAGGAUGGCGACGAGAAGGAAAAGAAUAAAGACAAGGGCGAAGGAAUGGGAAGGGAGAGUAAGUGGGGAAUUGUUCACUUCUAGGGGCUUGGGCUUGGUUGGGGCAGAGGAUAAAUGGGAAUGGGGAUGAUGGGUAGUGAUAGAGUGGGGUUUGGUGAUGGAGUAAAAUUGUACCUAUUAUGCACAGACAUGAAUAUGGGAGUGAGAUGCGGCGUCACAUACAUAACAUACAUUUGCUGCUUUGGAGGAGGGGACU
Podospora pseudopauciseta is the source of this 11002-nucleotide messenger RNA. RefSeq lists its product as uncharacterized. Gene Ontology annotation, cellular component: cytosol; mitochondrion. Gene Ontology annotation, molecular function: metalloendopeptidase activity; cysteine-type deubiquitinase activity; metal ion binding. Gene Ontology annotation, biological process: peptide catabolic process; protein deubiquitination. The record is from RefSeq and is a predicted model, not a curated record. Lineage: Eukaryota; Fungi; Ascomycota; Sordariomycetes; Sordariales; Podosporaceae.